AUGUGGGUGAAGAUUGCAGAUCAAGGAGGCCUCUUAACCGCUAUGUGCGUGUAUGCUCCUCAAAUUGGGUGUAUGGAAUCCGAAAAAGAUAUAUUCUUCGAUUCAUUGGAAAAAGAGAGAAUCAAAGAUUGCAAAGUAAUACCUGGAGAAGAAAUCGCCAGGCAACAUCGUCCACUUGUCAUGGAUCUUGAAAGAAAAGGGUUUCCGGAAAGAAGAAAGGUUUAUGAACCUCGAAUUAGGUAUGAAAUGCUAAAGAACAUGCCGACGAACGAUAAAUACCAUCAGAAAGCCUCCACACUCUUGGGUGCCAGGAAGUUAGAAAUAAACGUAGACGACGAUUGGGAGACGCUAACUGCAGACAUAAAGGAAAUGGCGAUUCAGAUUCUAGGACAAACCAAAGGAGGCAAAGCUUUAAAUAGGGAACUAUGGUGGUGGGAUCAAUCGGUUAGGGAUUUCAUCGAAAGAAAGAAAAUUCUAUAUAGACGGUGGCAUAAAUCUAAAAAGUCGAAGGAUUAUCAAAAAUAUAGGGAGGCAAAGAGAGCUGCGAAGAAGGCCAUUGUAAUAGCGAAGAAUGCUGCGUACACCGAGAUGGCAAACAAACUGGAUCAUAAAGGGGGCGACAGGCUUAUGUACAAAUUGGCCAAGAUAAGAGAGAAGAAAAGUCGCGAUAUCGAAGUCCUUAAAAUAGUCAAAAAUGAGCUGGGUCAAACCUUAUUCAAGCCGACGGAGGUGAUGGAAAGGUGGAAAGGAUAUUUCAAGGAACUUAUGAAUAUUGCUAAUGACAAAGAUUUCCUUCCCGAUAUUGAGCCAAACAUAAUUAUGGUCGAACUCUUUCAGGAGGAUGAAGUUAGGACUCAAAUGACAAGAUGCAAAAAGGAAAAGCUAAUGGCCCAGAUGGAAUUCCUAUGGAAGCAUGGAUCGGAUGCCGAGAAGAAGGAGUCACGACUAUGA
This is a messenger RNA of Gordionus sp. m RMFG-2023, 951 nucleotides long. RefSeq lists its product as uncharacterized. The record is from RefSeq and is a predicted model, not a curated record. NCBI's taxonomy places the organism in Eukaryota, Metazoa, Nematomorpha, Gordioida, Chordodea, Parachordodidae. The coding region runs from base 1 to 951 and encodes 316 amino acids. The transcript is spliced from 2 exons.